Messenger RNA from Mobula hypostoma (lesser devil ray), 1154 nucleotides. Its product is annotated as chymotrypsin-like elastase family member 2A. NCBI's taxonomy places the organism in Eukaryota, Metazoa, Chordata, Chondrichthyes, Myliobatiformes, Myliobatidae. The transcript has 10 exons. Gene Ontology annotation, molecular function: serine-type endopeptidase activity. The coding region runs from base 1 to 1059 and encodes 352 amino acids. The record is from RefSeq and is a predicted model, not a curated record. Gene Ontology annotation, biological process: proteolysis.
AUGCUGACAUACAACUGCACUACUAGAUCUACUUGUGUCAUCAAGUUCACUGAUGAUACAACUGUGUUUGCAGAUGAUAUAAAGAAUGGUGGGGGGUCAGGUAGUAUUGAUGAAACAGGAAAGUUGCAGAAGGGCUUUGACAGAUUAGGAGAACAGGCCGAGUGGCUAGUUCGACACUCAACCCGGCACGGAUGGAAAGCAUGCUCGGGGUGGCCCGACCUGGAUUCGAACUCGGGAACCUUCGCUCUGGAGUCAGGCGCUGAUCUCACUGCGCCACCAGCCCGAGGGGCUAUAGCUGCAAACCCGCUCACAGGGCGUGUUAUUGGUGGACACGAGGCAGUGCCACACAGCUGGCCAUGGCAGGUCUCUCUGCAGUUUGCUUAUGACUUUGAUCCUAACUACUUCCAACAUAUGUGUGGUGGAACCAUAAUUGCUGGAUCCUGGGUUAUGACUGCUGCACAUUGCAUUCUUUCCUACCCAGGAAGAUAUGCUGUUGUCCUCGGAGAGCAUGAUCUGCAACAAAAAGGCAAUGAAUAUUUGAGACAUGUUGAUUUAAUCAUCCGUCAUGAGAGAUGGAACCCAAUGUCGCUCACAAAUGGAUAUGACAUUGCCCUACUCCAUCUGGAGCAGCCUGCGUAUUCAACUCCUGAUGUAGAAAUAGCUCACUUACCAGCUGCUGGAGAUAUCGUUCCUGAUGGGUAUCCCUGUUACAUCACAGGAUGGGGAUUAACCAGACCUUACGGUGAUAUUUCUUCCAAACUACAAGAAGCCUUGCUCCCAGUGGUGAGCUAUGAUAAAUGCUCAUCACCAUACUCGUGGUCAACCGCGGUCACCAAAGACAUGAUCUGUGCAGGGGGUGAUGGUUAUACAGCUGGUUGUCAGGGAGAUUCUGGUGGCCCUUUGAAUUGUGCAAAUGAAGCUGGAAUCUGGGUUGUCCAGGGUAUUGUAAGCUUUGGGCCAGUUUCCUGUAUAGAAGAAAGGUAUCCGACUGUUUUCACUCGUGUAUCAUCUUUUACUGAAUGGAUUUUCAAGAUUGUGCAACAAUAUGGUGGCCGUUAAGACAAUUCCUACAUGCUAUUAACUGUGACGUCAAGCAGAAAUGUGAAAUAUACACUUGUAUAUUUUAAUCUGAACCUGUCAAUAAAGUGGUAUUA